GAGGCUGGGGGUGGUUGUUGGUUUGGCGCAUGAAGAGUCAAGACUGAAGUUGAAUUCAUCACCAGCUUUGUGAUCCUGUCUUCUUCCAGCCUGCCCCAGUUUCAAAAUGGCCAGCAAUUAUUGCUCAAGUACUGAAACCACAAAUUUUGCGAGACUGUCUCGACUUAUUGUUGAUGUCUGUUGUGAUGUUCUAAGGGCUGUGCUGAAAGCAAAAAUACCUCCUCCUGGACUUAAUGCCAUUCUCCAGAGUCAAAGGGUCCAUCUUACUAGAAGUCUCGAAUACCGCCAACAGCAGCUCCUGUUCCCACCAGGUGGAGUGUUUAACGGUACCCUGGAGGAUUUAGACUUCUCCCUUAUAUACAGACUAAUCCGUAACCUCCAGGGUAUCAACAUUCCACCUCAUACAAAGGGUUGGGGCAAGUCACCAUACAAGACAGACCGGUCCCUAGCAGCUAAUAUUGACCGGUUGAGAAUCCUACGGAAUGAAGCUCAUGGACACCUCCCGACAGCAUCACUUUCUGAUACAGACUUACAGGAUAAGUGGGACUUUAUCCGCCAGAUUAUCUUUGAGAUAGAACAAGGUGCUCUGACAGGAAAUACAUACGUGACAGCAGUGGACAACCUGUUGACCGUGACCAUGGACCCUGAUACAGAGGAUGAGUAUAUAGAGAAACUGAGGAAACAAGACGAUUUUGAGGCCGUUGUUGAGGACAUUAAAGCCAAACAGGGAACCAUGGCAACAAACGUCAGUGAUGUCAAUGCAAGGAAAGAAACUAUGGUAACCGGACAGGAAACCAUGACAAAGGACAUCAGUAAUGAUACAGCCAGGCUAGAAACCAUAGCGACAGAUAUCAUUGAUGUCCCCACCAGGCUAGAAACCAUAGCGACCAGACAGGAAACCAUGACAAUGGACAUCAGUAAUGAUACAGCCAGGCAGGAAACCAUAGUGACAGAUAUCAUUGAUGUCCCCAGCAGGCUAGAAACCAUAGCGACCAGACAGGAAUCCGUGGCAAAUGAUUUACAAAUCAUACAAGUGGUUAAUACCUGUGAGAUUAACCAGGUGUUGAAGAAUUCCACAAGUGUUCAUUUGACUAUUAAACCAAAAAAUCUGGUUCUUGGCGAAGGAGGCAGAAUUAUUGAUGAUGGAGCUAAACAGGAAACCAUGGCAACCUUGCAUGACGCCAUGGAAGCCGUGCAAGAAGUCGCAGAAGUUGUGAAAUAUAUGGCAGAUGGACAGGAAACUUUCAGAGCAAGACAGGAUACCAUGUCAGGCAGACAGGAAACCAUGGCAAACGAUUUACAUAUCCUACAAGGGGCAGUCAGUGAUGUCACAGCCCGACAUAACACGACGGCAAGAUAUGUUGAUGACAUAAAAGAGGAAAUGAACAAUGCCAAAGGAAGACAAGAAACGUUGACAACCGAUAUGGGUAACAUGAAGGCGGAAGUCAUUGACAUGAAGGGCAGGCAAGACACCCUAUCAAAAGAUGUGGAUACCUUAAAGGAAAGGAAUUCUAAGCUGACGGCCAUGAUUGAAAGGGAUCCUAAGUUGGCAGCCAUGAUUGAAACAACAAGAGCUAAGAUAGAGGGAGAUCGACUAAAUUACGAGUUUAUUGCCACCAAAAGUUUCCAUGAAGCUCAGAAAAAACUGAAGAACAGGAUGGUUAUAAUCAAGGGAAACACAGGAGAUGGGAAGUCGUCUAUUGCCAUGGAAAUUCUCCGUUUCCUGUGCUGUGAUGAGGAGGGCCAACAGAAACGAUGUCUACAGCCACUGGAACUACACGACAUCAAGGACAUGAAUUUGGUGGCACCAAAGUCUGGAUUAGUUAUCUAUUUCGAUGAUAUUUUUGGCAAGAAUGUUGUGUGUAAAGGAGAUGUAGAUGAAUGGGAGAAAAGAGAAGAAUGUAUUCUUUCAAAAUUCUGUGAAAGUGAGAACUCUGAGGGCAAUAUCCUUGUCAUGACCAUCCGUAGUGAAAUUUUAAAUUCUUUAGGUAGUUCUUUUUCGAAAAAAAUAUUCACUGAAGAGAACAUUGUUGAUCUCAGUGAAUACAAAGAUGAAGAAGAAAAACGGAAAUUAUUAAGGUUGUAUGAACCAAAAGAUAAAUUUGAUAAAUGGACAGAUGUUGAAGAGAAAGAGAUCUUCAAGUCAUGUCCUGACAUUGGGUUUCCCCAAUGUUGUAGAUUAUUCAGGGACACACCUACUUUGCAAGCAGAAAAGGUCAACUUCUUUAGAAGACCUUUUCAUUUUGUGAAAUCUUGUUUAGAUAAAUUAAAGGAUGGAAAAUUUUAUGGGCUGCUGUAUCUGUUCCUCAAUGGAGGCAAAGUGAUAGAAAAUGAUUUAGACCCUUCUAACGAAAAUGUUGAUAAAACAUUGUUAGAAGCAGCAUUUGCUGUUGAUGUAGUCAAAGUUGAUCCAACAAAUGAACUUGUUUACAACAAGGGGAGGAAAGCUGAAUUUGUGAAGGAGUCGUUAGAAAGUCUGUUGGGUUCUCUGGUGAAAAAAGAGUCCACCCUAAAACAAGGCAGAUUGUAUCCUUGUUACAAAUUCAGUCACGACUCCAUUGAGGAAACAGUGGCACUUCUGUAUGGAGAGAAAACUCCCAUUGGCUACAUACAGAAUUGUCCCCGCAAGUUACUCAGUUAUAUAACUACAAAAAAAACCACCCCAAACAGGAUAGUUAUAUCAUUUGAUGAUCAAACCAAUGCCAUGUGUAAACGUAUCGUCAAAGAAUUUAAAUCUCUUGAUCCUAGAAGUUACUGGUAUUCUAGUGAGUGGGAAUAUUUAGUUACAUUAGAUGUAUGGACAGAUUGCCAGUUUCUACGGGGAUUUUUCAGAUACCUAAGUGAUCAGAAUGUUGACAACCGUUUGUGCCACAAGAUAAAACAUGACUUGUUUAAUCGAGCAUGCUCUACUGGUUCAGAUGAAUGUGCUUUGUUUCUCCUGUCUAAAGGUGUUAAACCUGACAAGGAGACACCAUUUCGUGUGGUGAAGGGUGGGAGUGUACAACUACUGACUGAAAUACUUAAGUGUAAAGUCAUUCCUACAGCGAGGGCAGACUGGUCACGAUCAUCAAAUAUACAUUAUAAUAGAAAUAUCAAUGUCCUACACGAGGCGUGUUUGUUUGAGAGAGAAGAGAUGGUGACAAUGUUGUGUGACACUUACCCAGACUUGGUACAUGAGACUGAUAACUAUAGACAUAGCACGCUCCAUUUUGUGGCACGGACAGGAAAUUGUGGUCUAUUUCAGACAGUGGAGACAUUGAUACUUAAAUCAUUGUGUAGAGUUGAGGAUGUACAACAUAAGUGUGAGAUAGAAGAUGGUCGUGUUGUACAUAGGAGUUGUGUGUGUGGUCAGUACAUGUCACGGUUAGUGGACGUGUUUGGGUAUACAAUAUUACAUCAUAGUUGUAUGAUGGGACACAGGGAGCUUAGUUUAUACCUGUGUCAGUGUUACCCAGCACUAACUACAGCUGUAGAUAAGCACGGGUUGACAAUAUUACAUUAUAGUUGUAAUGAGGGACACAGGGAGCUUAGUGUAGAGCUGUGUAGGUUAUACCCAGCACUAACUACAGCUGUAGAUAACAACGGGUAUAACUGUCUACAUCACAUAGCCAGGAUGACAUCAGAUGUAGACAUGUUCACAGAGUGUGAACGUCACGUAAAACAGUACGUAGAGAAAACAGGAGGUAAGUAUGACAUCACGACCUUACUUACUAAUGACGGGAAAUCUGUUUUAGACCUGGCAAAGGAAUGGACAGAGUGGAGGAAGUUAGAUAACAACCCUUUGUAUGACCAUCUUGUUCAAUUGUUUGCUAAAUAAAAUUUAAUAUUCCCACUAAUUUCUGUUUACUAAAUUGUAUAAAAUGAUGUAGAACCAAACAAAGAGAAAUUUUAGGAAAAGUUUUUAUCCUCGUCGCUGUUAAAAAACAGCGUCACACUUUAGAAAAUAGUGUCACCGUGACAGUUAAACAAUGUCAGUUAGAAUUAUAAUUGGAUGAACACUUGAAAUGGUGAACAAAAGCAAAGUGUUCUAAAGAAAAUAUAAACAUAUUAUAUAGUUGUGAUGAUAUGUGUUGGUAUUGUCAAGGAAUUGUCAGGUUGUAACUCGUACACAGAAUGUAUGAAUGUUGUCAGAAUGAAUCUGUUCACAAAGGUCGGCAGUCAUAGAAGUUUUCAUCGUCAUCGUUUACUAAAUAAAGUACUAAAUAUUCACACUUCUGUACAUUGACUUGUGUGGCAUGAUGUAGAGCCAAACAGAGA
Molecule: messenger RNA, 4257 nt
Organism: Pecten maximus
Lineage: Eukaryota; Metazoa; Mollusca; Bivalvia; Pectinida; Pectinidae
Exons: 11
Coding region: 107-3817 (1236 amino acids)
Molecular function (GO): protein binding
Source: RefSeq, a predicted model, not a curated record